AAAUUGGAGCAAAGCUUAGAGCAUAGCUACCGUUAGUUAGCCGUGCUGUGUUGUUCCGUUUCGAAGCAGAAUGACUUUUGCUAACUAUCAGUGCUGUAUUAUACACAAGCAAAACGCCUGGAUGGCUCUAGGUUGCUUUUGCGAGGGUAAAAUGCAGUGCCGCGAUGGCUUGACUGCUUGCUUCCUCUUCACCCAACUUGGUAGCUGGUAGCAACACAGGCUUACUUGGUGCAAGUUCUUCUUAUUAUAACAACUCUUUUCGUGCGGUAUAUUGUAGUGGAGACUGUCUCAAAAUUCACCGAUUUUCUUAUUCCCAAGCAGAGAAACAAGGUUGAACCAAUGUCAGUCUACAAAUACGAGUGUUUUUAAAUUUUGUUUGGUUCAAACUCGGGUCGUAUAUGGUUGUUGUUUAUGGUGAUGCUCCUAUGUAGAGACUGCACUGCACUUCCAGUUGUUGUUUUUUUCGAUAACAACUUAUUUUAAUGAUAGAAAAUUUACCGAUAUCGACUCAACACAUUUUAUUGUGAUUGUUUUCAUCAAAUGUCUGUGAUUAGAGACCGUGACACUGUUCAAAUCUGCAAGGUCUUCAUCCUCAUCGCGGUCCCUUUGUCAUUGACGUGAAGGAGAGAGGACCUUUAACUUUCAACUCGGCUUUUGCUGUAUUUUCAUUUCUCAUGAGGACUGUAGAGGGCAGUAAACUCACCACAUACAUUUCCAUGGGUUUCCUAGAUUGAUAUAAUUUGCAUUCGGAUGAUUUAUGAUUAUUUGCAUUACGUUGUUUGAUGUGCUAUUAACUGGUUGUUCAUGCCUGUAAACAUCCCCGACUGGAAGCUGUGCUAUACUUGAACAACAAGCUUUCAGUUGGAUGUUUGCUGCCAUCGUCCAGUUCUUUCGUCUUUAUCUGGUGUCACUGAUAUGUGUGUAAUUAACCAGUACUGCUUCCUAAAUGUUACAUAACAACUGAAUUAUAACUUAACAACAAUUAUGUGUACAUGUUAAUUUUUUUAAUGAGUUGACAGAUGUGCCAUUUGGAUCUAUUUAUGUUUUCUGUAGUAAUAUUCCAGUGUAGUCGUUGUAAACAUCCUACACUCAGCUGUAUUCUGCAAAAGAGGCUGGGGGGAGGGUGUUUGCUGUGACUGACUGGAGCACCUCUGUGAUCAUGUAGGAAUAUACUUUACUUAAUUGUGAAACCAUUCAUGACAAGGAAGAAGGCUGAGGCUGAUAAAAGUAAAAACAUUUACUUUGUUAAUCCCUCUGUUGUAUGAAUGUAUAUAAUUUUACCCAAAAAUAAACGCAUUUAAUUCUCUUUUGUGUUUUUGUUGUUGUUGUUGUUAUAGCUGGUAAUUAAUAUUAAUUAGUAGAUCGGUGUUUGCUGUACACAAUAGUAUUCACUAGCCUUUACAGUGUUGGCAUUUCAUUUUCAUUCAGGUUGAACUAAUAUAUUCAUUUAUAUAUUCGGAAAAAUGUCUGAAUGUCGUAUUACUGAUUACAAGAACAUAGUAGUGACUUUAACCUCUAAGAGCAUCGGGUGAUUUCAAAUGAACUCCAGGCAGCAGGUGGCGCGCGCUUCUUCACGGAUAGCCUUUUUAUUUUUUGCUUGAAGACGAAGAUCCAUCCGCCAUAUUUGUUAUCGCAGAUUCGACAGAAACCUCUGCAGAAGUAAUUUAAGUAUAAUGAAUACAUUUAAAUUGCAAUCUAGUAAUAAAAACAAAGGUCAAAAUCAUUUUCGCGCGGUUUCUACCUUUUACUGAUUUAAAAAGAAUGGAUCCAGUGCAAGCAGAUGGUGCAUCAGUUUUCAUGUGCAAAAUAUGCAACUUGUUCUCUCCCAGUAAACCUUUGCUGCUGUCUCAUGUUAUUGAGACUCACUCCAAUGAAGGAGGUGAUCCUGAUACUUUCAUUAUAGCACUUAAGCCAUUAACAACUCAGGAGCCACAGAGUUCAGAUGUUGUUGUGAAAAGAAAGCGUGGAAGACCAAAAGGUUCCACUAAGAAAGUCCAAACAGAAAAUGUCCAGAAAAAAACAUCCAGUCAGCAGGAGAAAGAGUCCACUGACAUUCAACCAGGAACAGUAGCUGAAGAGCAGAGUGAGGAUGGAAGUGAUCUGGAGUGCAAGAAAUGCAAUCGCAUGUUCAGCAACAGGCGGCAAAUUUCCAAACACAUUUGUUUUGUAGGACUGAAAGAGGCUGCUGAUGAAGAAGAGUAUAAUGGUCAAAAUACUGAUGCAAACAGAAUCAGUGAUGGAGAGGAAGACAAAGAGCGGACACCAAAGAAAGCUCGAGCGAUGCGGACAGAUAAGGUGUCCAGUGCAAAGGACCCUGAAUCAGCAAGCGGCAACAAAAACCCUAUUAUUAGUGUGGUCCUUACUAGUCACGAGGCCAUGCCUGGUGCCUCUAAGAUAGUUCCUAUUGAAGCAGCUCCGGCUGAACCGUCCACCCAGACCGAUGAAGCUGCAGGUUCUCAAGAGGCAGCAAUGAAAAGGGGAUACCAGGAAUAUGCUAUUCAGCAAGCUGCAUAUGAAGCGCCCCUCAAAUCAAACAGGUUAGGACAGACGCAACUUAAAAUCUUCACUUGUGAAUACUGCAAUAAAGUCUUCAAGUUCAAACAUUCACUGCAGGCCCACUUAAGAAUCCACACCAAUGAGAAACCAUUCAAGUGCACGCAGUGUGACUAUGCCAGCGCUAUAAAGGCCAAUCUUAGUGUUCAUAUGCGGAAACACACCGGGGAGAAAUUCAGCUGUGACCUCUGCUCGUUUAAUUGCCUCAGUAAAGGCCACCUCAAAGUGCACGUGGAGCGAGUGCACAAGAAGAUCAAGCAGCACUGCCGAUUCUGCAAGAAGAAAUACUCUGAUGUGAAGAACCUUCUUAAACACAUCCGAGAGACUCACGACAUGAACGACAAGAAAGUACAGGACUCCUACGAAGAGUACAGCCUCCAGACCAGGGAAGGCAAGAGACAGCUUCUGUACAACUGCCAAAUAUGCGACCGCAAGUUCAAAAACGAGCUUGAGCGCGACCGUCACAUGAUGGUCCAUGGCAACAAGAGACCCUUCGGCUGCGAGUUAUGUGAUCACGGCUCGACCAAGUUCCAAGCCUUGCAAGCCCACAUCAGAAAGCAUCCUUUCAUCUACGUGUGUGCCAUUUGCCAGGAAAAAUUUGUCAGCUCUGUGCGACUGAGGUCACAUCUCCGAGAGUUCCACCCGGAAUCGGAUGAGCCCUCAGCUUUUGCAGACUCCAUCAACUCCAGCUUUUGCUUACUGAAACCAGGUGAUGACAUUCAGAAGGACAUGUUGAAUCAGGAUGAGCUUAAGAUCACAGAAGAGCUGUCGCAGCUCAACGCCCAGGAGCUGUUAACCACAGAAAUUAGUUGCAUGACUCAAGAGGACCUUCAAACUCAGUGCUCUGAUAAUAUAGUGGUCGAAUCAGAUCUUCUCAUUCAAAACUCACAAGACGGAAAUACCAUUACGAAUAGUAUAAACGAGACUGACACAUCUGCAGUAGCACAAACACAAGAGACGGUCUGUGAAGAUGUGAUAAAUACGCAAAGACUUCAAGAUGAUCAGCACGGUGAGACAGAAGAGCAGAAUCCUGCUCAAGAAACCGCACCUUUGACAGCUGAAAAAGCACAAAUGCACUCCGAGCAGGAAACGUUUCCUCAAACUGAGGAAGAGGCGAUUGUUUCACAAACUAACACCGAUGAAGACUUGCUCAGUUCAGAGCAAGAAGAAAUAUCUGCUUUCAAGCAGAUUGUAGAGCAGAUGCAAAAACGCCAGCUUAACAUGGAAAUGUUUGAACGGAUACGGAAAGUGUACGGAGACCUUGAAUGUGAAUACUGCGGUAAGCUUUUCUGGUAUCAGGUGCACUACAAUACACAUGUGCGAACACACACAAAAGAGCACCUCCAUUACUGUUCUCAGUGCAGUUAUUCCUCCAUCACUAAAAACUGCCUGAAGCGCCAUGUCAUCCAGAGACAUUCUGACAUCCUGCUGAAGUGUCCCUCUGAAGGAUGCCAGUAUUGUACACCUGACAAAUACAAGCUACAAGCUCAUCUCAAAACCCAUUCGGACAUAGUCAAAAGAAGUUUUACAUGUCCAGUAUGUCAAGAGUCUGUUCCCGAGGACAAAGUUAGAGCUCAUAUCAAAAGCAACCAUCCAGAUGUGUCGUUGAACUACAUCUCGGAAGCGCUGGGAAUACGUGUACAUGUGAAAGGAGUGAUCGGGAAACGAGCUUCCAAAUGCCCGUACUGUGACUGUUUUUUCACAAGGAAUGGGGCAGAUCUUCAGCAGCACAUAUGGGCUCAUGAGGGAUUGAAACCGUACAAAUGUUCACAAUGUGAAUAUGCCUCAAGAAGUAAGAGCAACCUCAAAGCUCACAUGAACAGACACAGUACUGAGAAAACACAUCUUUGUGACCUCUGUGGGAAAAAGUUCAAGUCUAAAUGCACUCUGAAAAGUCAUAAGGUCAUGCACACAGCAGACGGAAAACAGUUCAGAUGCACUGAGUGUGACUUCACUGCUGCACUGAGGCCGCAUCUGCUUCGUCACAUGGAGCAACAUGCCUCUUUCAAACCUUUCCGUUGUGCACACUGCCACUACUCAUGCAACAUUUCAGGCUCGCUGAAAAGACACUAUAACAAGAAACAUCCCAACGCACAGUACAUCAAUGCUGGAACAGGAGCGUCCUCUUCUGAAACUGUCACAGAGCAAGGUGGAGUCAAAUGUCCUGUUUGCAAUUACGUUUAUGGCACUAAAUGGGAAAUGAACAGACACCUGAAGAGCAAACAUGGCCUCAAAGUGGUGGAGACUGACAGUCUGGGUCUGAAUCAGUGGGAGGUGGUGGAGUCAGUAGAGGAGCCGGCCAUGCAGUACCUUCAUAUAGCCGAGACUGAGGAUCCACAAGGAACUGAGACUGCUGUAUCCGCUCUGCAGGACCUGCGCUUUAAUACACAAAAUGGCGUUGUGUCUGCAGCAGCGGGAGACAGACUAGACCCGGCAUCUGUCAACAUCCUGCAGCAGAUCAUUGAACUGGGCUCAGAGAAUCAUGAUGCCACUGUGGCUUCUGUGGUUGCCAUGGCUCCCGGUACAGUUACUGUUGUAGAGCAGAUGGAGGAGGAGGAACCGCAGACCAAUCAUGCCAUGAUGAUCCAGGAUGCACUUCAGCAGGCCACAGUGGGCCUGGCUGAAGAGCACCAUCUAGUGGUGUCUUCAGAUGACAUGGAGGGCAUCAAAACUGUUACAGUGUACACCCAGGGUGAAGACGCAUCCCAGUUCAUAGUCUACGUUCAGGAAGCAGUUCAGGAGGCUGUGCAAACUGAGGAGACCACCACAGUAUAGAGAAUAUAAAGACCAUGCAUAGAGGGUAGCUGCCUAGCUCAAAUGCUCCGAAGUGUUUUUCUUCCGUUUUGUUAGUUACUCCAGACUUGAACAGACUAUUGCAGCCUUACCUAUAGUUUAUAGGGACGUAUCUUGCACAAUUGUAAAUAAUCUGAAAUGAACAGUAGCAAUGAAUAGUCAUAGAGCUGUGCUGCAAAAAAUAGGUGAUAUUUUUCCUGACUGGGAGUAAAAAGGUCUUUAGUCUUUAAAAAUCACAGUAGCUAAACCCUGUUACACAUGAAGCAGAAGCUGUUCUAGAAAUUAUUUUUUUCUCUGUACUGUCAUUGCCUAGAAGAGUUACUGUGUGACUCUGGCCUUCUCCACACUUUUUAUAUAAGACUCCCAUACAGUGUAUGGCUAUCAUAAUAGUAAACUUGAGUUAUUUAAUGUGCGCUGUUGAGUGUAUUAUUGACACUUCAUUGAAUCAUUUCAUAACUAUGAUUUUGCCAUUAAAUAAAACUCACUUGUGUACCAAUACAGCAUCACCUACACUAAAAACAUAAAUGUUGUGAAAUAUUACAA
Messenger RNA from Ctenopharyngodon idella (grass carp), 5889 nucleotides. Its product is annotated as zinc finger protein ZFAT-like. The record is from RefSeq and is a predicted model, not a curated record. NCBI's taxonomy places the organism in Eukaryota, Metazoa, Chordata, Actinopteri, Cypriniformes, Xenocyprididae. The transcript has 16 exons. Bases 1762 to 5328 code for a protein of 1188 amino acids. Gene Ontology annotation, biological process: regulation of gene expression. Gene Ontology annotation, cellular component: nucleus.